GGCGGCAGCGCGGCUGGACGGGUCGCGCCGCCAUGGGGAGCCAGUGCUGUAAGGCGGACAAGCACGCCGGCGCCGCCUCCUCGCAGGCGUCCAUAGGGACGCGCGGGGACGAGGAGGUGCCGAGCGGCGGCCGGUUCCGCGUGUCGGAGAACAACAACACGGUGCUGCUGUCGGUGGAGGGCGUGUCGGCGGCGGACGCCGGCCGCUACUCGCUGCUGGCCAAGAACGCGGCCGGCGAGGCGCGCGCGGCGCUGGAGCUGCGCGUGGGCCGCGACGCCCCCUGCUUCCUGCGCCGCCUCUCCGACCUGGCCGUCAAGGUCGGCACGCGCACGCGCUUCCUCGUCGAGCUCAAGGCGCCGCACGACGUCAAGGUGACAUGGCUGCACGAGGACCGGCCGCUGCCGCAGGACGACCGCUUCCAGCUGGUGCGCGAGGGCGGCUUCUUCUGCGUGGACGUGGCGCCCGUCACCGUGCACGACUCUGGCCGCUGGACGUGCCUCGCGGAGAACGCCGUCGGCCGCUCCUGCUGCUCCUGCACGCUCAACGUGCUCGUUCCCAAGGCGUACAAGCCGCCGGAGUUCGUGGAGCCUCUGCGGGCGCUGCUGUCGGCGGCGGGCACGGUGUCCCUGGAGUGCAAGGUGGUGGGCGUGCCGACGCCGGCGCUGCGCUGGCUCAAGGACGGCAAGGAGAUCCGCGCCGGGGACGUGCUGGCGCUCACCGCAGACCCCGCGUCGCUCGGCACCUACACCUGCGAGGCCAGCAACUGCAUGGGCCGCGCCACCUCCUCCUCGCGCGUCAUCGUCGAAGGCGCCGCCGCCGACAGCUUUCGCGCAGCUGGGCCGCCUCCUGUGUUCGUCAAAGAACUGCAGCCCGCCAAAUGUCGCAUUGGAGAUCCUUUGACGCUUUCCUGCCAAGUGGCGGUGCCGCCGUGGCCGCGGGCCGUCUCGUGGUACAACAGCGCGGGCCGCGUGGAGCCGGGCGAGCGCUACCUGGUGCGCGAGGACGGGCUGGGCGGCUUCUCUGUGCACGUGGUGGCCGUCGAGGCGGCCGACGACGGCGACUGGAAGUGCGUCGCCACCAGCGACCUGGGCGCCGCCGCCUUCUCCAGGGCCGCCGUCGCCGUCCACUACCCGAAGAACUACCGGAAGCCGCGGUUCCUGGAGAGCCUGAAGGCGGUGCUGACAGAGGAGGGCCUGGUGUCGUUCGAGUGCAAGGUGGUGGGCUUCCCCACGCCGCAGCUGCGCUGGUUCAAGGACGGCCAGGAGCUGCGGCCGGGCGACGUCUACCAGCUCACCGGCACCAACUCGCUAGGCUCCUACUCGUGCAUCGCGCGCAACUGCAUGGGCGAGGCGACGAGCACGGCCGAGCUGACGGUGGAGGACAUCCAGAGCCAGCUCAGCGACGAGGAGCGGCUGGCGCUGCUGUCGCACAACCAGGCGCCGCGCUUCAUCCGCGGCCUCAAGAGCUGCGAGGCGCGCAUCGACGAGCCCUUCCGCUUCGCCGUCCAAGUCACUGUAUCUCCGGAGCCAGUGGUCACGUGGUACCGCGACGACGACCUGGUGGCGGAUUCCGACCGAUACGAGAUCAUCACAGAGACGCUGGGCACCGUCAACCUCGAUGUCAAGCGACUCGAGAUCGUCGACCAGGCUGAGUGGAAGUGCGUCGCAUCGAACGACUUCGGGCACAGCGUAACGUCCUGUUUCCUGAAGCUGGUAAUUCCGAAACACUACAAGAAGCCGCGCUUCCUCGAAUGUCUGAGGGCCAUAUUAUCCGAAGAGGGCGCCGUCAAUCUGGAAUGCAAGGUGAUCGGGGUGCCGCAGCCGGUGCUGAAGUGGUACAAGGACGGCGCCGAGCUGAAGCCGGGGGACAUCCACCGCAUCAUCUCGGGCCAGGACGGGACCUGCUGCCUGGGCACCUACACCUGCGAGGCGCACAACUGCAUGGGCACCGUCGCCUCCUCCGCCUCCCUGCUCGGCUUCGAGGAGCGCGUGAUGAAGGCGGAGGCGCCGGCUAUGGCUGUGGCGGCGGGGGCGGCGGCGGGGGCGGCGCACCCGCUGGCGCGCAACACGUCGCUGUCGACCAUCCAGGAGGAGCGCACGUCGCAGCUGUGCGACGUGCUCAGCGAGCGGCCCGACCUCAGCUUCUCGUUCGACGGCCGCGAGGUGUCCGUCUCGCUGUACGAGACGCCAGACCUCACGGAGGAGCAGGCGCUCGCCGUCGUCGAGAUGUACGCCGAGCAGCUGUCCGAGCACGUCUCCGAGCACAACGUGGUGGACCUGCCGCCGAUGCGGUUCACGAAGGAGUCGUCGCAGUCUGGCAACCUGCUGAUGGAGGCGGUGGUGAUCGACGUGUCGGGGGAGUACUUCACGACGGCCGACGAGGACCUGCGCACGGACGCCGACCUCGAGGACCUGUCCAUCACCGACGACAACGGCCAGCAGCCUCAGCUGCCCCGGGACGACGACACGGCCGCCGAGGCGUCGCCGCCCGUCAGACCUCCCAGGGCGAACAAGCACCAGUCGAGCGCCGACAACACGUUCCACAGCCUGUCGGACGACACCCGCUACGACUCGCCCGCGAGCGGCGGCGUCUCGCCCCCGGCAGCAGCCGCGGGGAAGCCAGCGGCGGAGGCGGCGCCGGCCACGCCCACCGAGGAGCGCGCCACCCAGGCGGGCGUGGUGCGGCCCAAGCGGCGCUCCGUCGAGAGCGGCCAGGGCGAGUCCUUCGAGAACCUGUCGUCCGCCAGCGAGGCGUCCGUGGCGCGGCCCGGACAGAUCCUGCGCAAGGGCACGCUGCGCAAGCGCAGCCGCUCCAUCGACACCGCCGCCUCCGCCGAGGACGUGUCUGGCGGAGAGACGCCGCUGCCGCGCCGGCGGCAGCUGUCGCUGGACAUGGAGGCGCCCAAGGACGACUCGUACUCGGAGGAGGGCGACGGGCUGAAGACGCGGCUGCUGCGCGACGCGGCGGGCCGCCGCUCCGCCAAGACGCCGUCCGUGGAGUCGGUGCGCGAGGAGGAGCCGCUCAUCCCCACGACCAUCGUGACCGAGGUCGAGAGCCGCCAGCAGCAGCAGCAGCAGCAGCAGCAGCAGCGCGCCCUCGACAUCGACCUGCCCACGCUGCACGCGCCGCCCCCGCCACCCACGCCAGUCACGCCCGCAGAGGGCGCGCCGCCCCCGGCCGCCGUCUCCGACCCGGUCGUCAUGGAGCAGCUCACCAGGUCACUGCAGGAGAUCCAGCGUGGCCUGGCCGCAGUGGAGGAGCAGGUGCGGUCCGAGUCGGCGUCGGAGCCGCAGCUGGCGCGCACCAGCCUGUCAGUGCUGGAGACGCUGUCGCAGCCGGUGGAGCAGCUGCGGCGCGGCCUGGAGCAGCCGGAGCAGCUGGCGGUGGAGCAGCUGGCGCAGCCGGUGCAGGAGCUGCGCCGCGGCCUGCAGCUGGUGGAGCAGCAGCGCGCCGUCAUGGCCGAGGAGGACGACCACUCGCUGCUCGAGCGCACCAGCGCCUCCAUCCUGGAGACGGUCGCGCAGCCCGUCAGGCAGCUCAGCCAGCUGCUCCAGCAACAGUCGGCAGAGCCGGCGCCUGGCGCCGCCGUGUCGGAUCGCCGCCUCUCGCAGGUGUCGGAGCAGCUGCAGCUGCAGCAGCAACAGCAGCAGGAGGCGGAGCCGUCGGUUGUGCUGCACGGCAUCGCCCGCCCUGUGCUGGAACUGCAGCGCGGCCUCACCUUCCUGCAGCAGCAGGCCGUGCUGGAGGCUAGUGGUGACACUCGGCUGUUCGAGAACGCCGGCCGGUCCAUCCUGUCGACGCUGGAGAGACCGUUCCAGGACCUGCAGCGGGGCAUCGCGGCGCUGGAAGAGCAGGUGGGCGGCGAGGGCCCGUCCUCCGGCGUGCUGGGCGCGUCCAUCCUGGAGGCGGUGCUGUCGCCGCUGCGCGAGCUGCAGAGCGGCAUCGCGCAGGUGCAGCGGCAGGCCGCCACCGAGGCCGAGGAGGACGGCUUCGAGCCCGACGUCAAGCGCUACGCCGUGCUCAAGACGCUGUCGGGGCCGGUGGCCGAGCUGCAGCGCGCCGUCGUCGAGAUCGGCGAGCGCUUCAGCGUGGAGGCGGCGGUGGCCGGGGGCGGCCUGACGCGCCGCGCCGUCUCCGUGUCCAAGCUGGCCGUGCUGCGCGGCAAGACCGUCUCGGAGACCGAGGGCCUCGCCGUGCUGGGCAACCUGGCGCCGCCGCUCGUCAAGCUGCAGAAGGAGGUCAUCCGGGCGCAGAACGAGCUGCGGGCGCGGCCGCCGGAGGGCGGGGACGGCAGCGGGGGCGGAGCGGAGGGCGCCGCCGAGCAGGCGGCCGCGUGGGGCGCCGUCGCCGUCAGGGCGCUGGCCAAGCCGCUGGCCGACUUCCGGAGGGGCCUGCUGGCGGUCGAGCGGCAGCUGGCGGCCGAGUCGGAGGAGGAGCCCAUCCGCGAGGGCCAGAUCGCCGCGGCGCUGCGGGCGCUGGCCGACCCCGUCGCCGACCUCAUGAGGGGCAUCGACGGGCUGCAGAAGGCCGAGGUGGGCCAGCCCAACCAGGAACUGAUCCAGCCGUUCCAGGAGCUGCAGAGGGGCCUCACUCAGGUGCAACAGGUCGUGUUCGAAACGUCUCCCGAGCUCAUACCGGCCUCCGGUGUCGUCAAGAAACUGACACUGUCGUUACAGGAGGUGACUAAAAAACUAACUGACGUAGACGCUGCAGUUGUAGGAUCAUUCACGCCUGAAACAGAACCGGCGUCCAAAUUAACAGGCCUGGCUCAGCCGAUGAAGCAAUUAAAGAAGGGUCUGGUUCAGAUAGCCCAAGCGACUAGCUUCUCUGCAGAAGACAUCCCUGCCAUUGCUACUCUCGUACAACCGCUGGUUCAACUGCAGAAGGGUCUCGAGAAGAUGGAGAGGCAAUUGACUGCUGCUGCUCAGUCUGUCGACCCCACACCCGAAAAGAAACUCACCGCUAUAAUAGAGCCCAUUAAGGAAAUGCAGAAAGGAAUCAGAGCUAUUAAACGACAAGCUAUCCUCGAACCCCAGUCUACAAAUAUGGAAUGUCUCGAAAGCCUCGUCCAGCCCUUCGAAAAUCUGAAGAGGCAACUGGAGGAAAUAGAAAGAAAGAGACCUGAGUCACCUGGUAUAAGAUUGCUGGACGAGGUGGUAAGCGCAGCAGAGGCGCUGCACGCCGGAAUAGAGUCUAUAGAGAAACACGCUGCUCUCCUAGAUGCUCGAGACAAGAGCAAGCUGGAGGUCCUGAGUACCCUUCAGGAGCCACUAACGGAGUUGCGUACGCAGUUGUCUGAAGUGGAACGCUGUAGUCUGGAAGGCUCUGGCAAAGACACUGUUACAGAAAUUAUAACAAUUUCAGCUUUGAAGAAGCUUGCGGAACCACUGAAAGAAAUGACGAAAGCGAUAGAAAACAUUGAUCAGCGGCUUCAUUAUGGAACAGAAGACGUUACUGAGAAAAUGGACUUACCAGACAUUAAAAACUUGGCGAGUCCAAUCAGGGAAUUACAACGAAGCCUUUCUGCUGUUCAGCAGCAAGCCAUAUUAGAAUCUGGCGUAGCGCAGGAUCUGACAGGACCGUCCAUCCUAGAGAGUCUGUUUCAGCCACUGCAAAAACUUCAGAAGAGCUUGGUGACUGUCCAAGCUCGAACACAAGAGACUACCCAGCUGAAAAAGUCGAGCUCUGCCGUCAUUCUGGAACUAGCACAAUCUGUAGAAUCGCUGAAGACUGAAAUAGAUACUCUGCAGAAGGUGAAAGUGACAAAAGUGAAGCCUGAAGUGCAGACCGGGACUGUAACAGUCCUAGAAGCACUAAAAAAACCUCUGGAGGAAAUGCACAAAUCUGUAGCGACCAUUGAGGAGCAGAUUGUAAAAGAAGCAGAGGCUAGGGGAAUACAGUCUGAAGUGGCAGAUCUGUCCGUAUUGGAAGGAUUUAUCGAACCGAUAAGGGCUCUAGAAGCAGAGUUGAAAUCUAUUGAUAAGGCCGCAUUAGAGGAAAAGUCCGCUGCCAUCUCAGUGCUUGAGAAGUUGUCAGCUCCAGUGCAGGAGUUGCGGCGGACUUUCGAGGCAGCGGAGCAACUGGCGACUCAGGAGGCGGAACCAGUGUACGGCAAGGCGUGCAUUUCUGCACUGCAGAUACUUUCAGAGCCCAUUCGCAGCUUCGAGCAGUCUCUUGCCGCCGUGGAAGAGCACCGGGAAGCGGCGGCGAGGACCACGCAGGUCAAGGAGCGCGUGAAGGUCAUCUCCGACGUAGCCAAACAAGUGCGGCGUGUGCACCACGGCGCGGAGGCACUCGAAAAGUGCGCGUCGGCGGAACCCAAAACGAAACUGAGGCGCAAGUCGGGCCUGGCUGCGCUGGGCACGCUCUGCGCACCACUCGAAGAAAUUCUGACCGAACUUCAGUCAGCCGAGGCCAAGAUAACUUCGCCUAAGGAGACAGUGUCCGAAGAGGCCGCCGUCCAGUCGCUGGAGAGCUUAUCGCAGCCACUUGAGGCCUUCGAGAGCGCCGUCCAAACUGUGCAGCGGCUCAUCUCCGAUCCAAACAGUGCAGAAGCUGAGCGGAGUGCAGCACUAACCGCUCUCGCGAGUGCUGUCAGUGAACUGCGGCAGGGCGUAGCCAAAGUUUACCAGCAGGCUGUGCUCGAAUCGGGGGUCGGACCCGGAAUGGACAAGUCCUCCGUCCUCGCGCCUCUAACGGCACCUCUGCACCGUCUUCAGAAGGCGCUCGCAGCGGUAGAAGAGCGAAAGAUGCUGCGAGCCGUCAAGAUCGAGCCGAGCGUCCAUAAAGCCAGCAUUCUAGUCCUGGAAAGCAUUUGCCAUGCUGCUGAAGACCUCGCUCGAGCAGCCGACGUCCGAGAGGAGGCUAAAGCCACUGCACUUGCAGUACUGGCUGAGCCACUGCUGAAGCUCAAAUCCAGUGCCGAGCAGGCAGAACAGCGGCUCGUAGAGUCCAGUGUAAAGGAGCUCCCACAUCGGGCGACAGUCGACAUACUACAAGGUGUAGCGCAGCCGCUGGAAACACUGGCUUUGGCCGUAGAGCAGGAGCAGCCGCUGGAAGAAGUGGCGGCAUCUCUGGAAAAAGUACAGCACGGAAUAGCGACACUACAGCGUCAGUCCUCUGAAGAGGGCACAGCACCGGAGAAACGUAUUCUGGCAGAAAUGGCAGGACCGUUGAGAGAGCUUCAGCAGAAAUUAGUGGUCCUGUCUGAGGAAGUAGCCAAGAAGGUUACGGUCAAAGAGGUACCGGUGCCAGAGACGCUCAAGGCCGUGCGUUCGCGUGUAGACGAAAUAAAGAAGGACAUCGCUCUUAUAGAGAGAACGGGCGAAGAAAUGACGGAAGCAGCUGCCAAGGAAACCUUAAAUCAGGUGAAAGAGAACCUCGCACAGAUACAUGAGCAAGUCCUGCAAGAAGCAGAGGAGGAGAAGCUUGGUUCGGCUCCUGCUGGCACGUCAGUACUGGAAGCGUUGGCGACACCAGUGGAGGAACUGCAGAAAGGUGUAGCUAUAAUCGAGGAGCAGAAGAUGCUGGAGACAGAUAUCGAAGCGAAAGUAGCUGCCAUUCUCCAAACUCUUGCCGGGCCGGCGCAAGAGUUACAGCGAAGUUUGGAGCGAAUAGAGCACCAGGUUGAGGCCCGAAGUGCCACCACUGAAGCGCUUCCGUCGUCCCAGCAGGCAGCGGUGUCUGAAGUAGAUCGAGAAGGAGCGAGUGCCGUUCUCGCCACAGCUGAGUCGAAGAUUACGGGAGCCUGGGAAGAAGCCCAAACGACGUCUCCACUGGCGCCGUCGGCAGUGGCCGUCGAGUCCCGCGAGCAACAGUUAGAGAAGGCGUCCGUUACAGCGGUGCAGGCGCUGAGCGAACCCCUCCAGCAGAUCCGCCAGGCUCUGGCGCAGGUGGAGGAACGGGCCGAGGAAGUGAGUGGCGAGUCGCGAGCGGUGCUCGCCGCGCUGGCGCGUCAGGUGUCUGAGCUGGAGAAGGGCGUCGCCGCCGUGGAGCAGCAGGUGGUGCUGGAGACGACGGCGCACGACGAGCAGGCGCAGCUGCGGCUGGAGGUCCAGAAGAGCGUCGCCGCCCUCGAGCAGAGCGUCGUCCUGCUGGAGAGCGUCGGAGAGCCAGAGGCCGUCAGGAAGAGGAGCCUCGAGUCGCUCAAGGCCGUCGUCACGCCGGUGGACGAGCUGCAGCGCAGCCUCACCCAGAUACAAGAGGAGAUGCAGGUGAAGCACGCACAGCAGGUGGAGUCCGCCGGCGCCGGCCUGGAGAUAGUGGAGUCGAUGGCGGAGCCUCUGGCGCAGCUGCAGCGCAACCUGGCGGCCCUGGAACAGCGGGUCGUGGCGCAGGUGGUCGACCACGAGGAGCAGCGGUCGCUGCUGCAGGAGGUGGCGCAGCCGCUGCACGACCUGCAGGCUGCACUCGUCAGGAUAGAGCAGAAGGCCGGUACCACAGACCACGGCAAGGGGUCCUCGUCCAGUGUGGGAGGGCGUGGCGUGCGCUGCAAGUCUGAGGCGCAGCUGCUUUCGGUGGUGCAGCGCGGCAUCACGCUGGUCGAGCAGCAGGUGAUCCUGGAGGCGAUGGGCGAGCCGCUGUCGCCCUCCGCCUGCGUCUCCGUGCUCGCCAAACUCGCCGAGCCGCUCACCGAGCUCCACAGGGGCGUCGCGCUCGUCCAGCAGCAGGUUGUGCUCGGAGAGCGAGCAGAGGCCCUAUCUCAGAAACCGGCAGCGGUGGCAGUGCUGGCCCGGCCACUGGAGGAGGUGAGCCGCGGCCUAGCGCAGGCCGAGCUCCAGCACCUGUUGGAGGCUCCAGAGGCGACACUGUCCAGCGCCAGCGACGUGGUCUCGCUGCUCCAGACGUUCGCAGAGCCGCUGCGCGAGCUGGAGAGGAACGUGGCGCAAGUCCAGCAGCAGGUGGCGCUGGAGGCUAAGGGAGACUCGCUGGCAGACAGGACCUCAGCAUCCGUGCUGGAGACGCUGGCCCAGCCCUUGCGAGAGGUGCAGCGCGGCAUAGCGACGGUGGAGCAGCAGGCGGCGCUGGAGGCCGCCGGACGAGUGUCUGCGGCCGAGGGCCUUUCACUGCUGAAGGAGGUGGCGCAGCCUCUGAGGGAGCUGCAACUCGCUGUGGCGACGGUGCAGCAGCAGGUCCUGAUGGAGGCCAAGGACGUUUCCAUCUCAGACGCGACCGACAUGUCCGACCUAAAGACUGAGGUGGUGUCGACAGAAGAGCCUCUCAGGCAGGUAGCUUCCAAGCAGCAGGCAGACGUUCUGGAGGCGAGGGACGCGUCACUGUCCGAAAACGAGGGUGUGUCAGCGCUGAAGACGUUAGCAACUCCAGCUGAAGAAAAGAGACUAGCAUUGGCAACAACGGAUCAGCAGAUAGUCAUGGAAGGGAAAGAGGUUUCUCUCUCUGGAAAGGAAGACAUUUCUGCCCUCAAGGCUCAAGCGACACUCCUCAAAGAAACACACACGGCUGCAGUGGCUGUCGAACAACAGACUGCAUUAGAAGCGAAAGGCACCUCACUUUCAGGAACUGCUGAUGUCGCCAAGCUAAAGGAGACGGCUAAAUCUGCCGAAGAACCUCUGAAAGCCGUUGCCAUAGUACAGGAACACGUUAUCUUGGAAGCAAAAGACGAAUCUAUCUCUGAUGGCACAAAUGUCUCGCAGAUGGAAACCUUGGCUUCUGUGUCCGAUGAACCCAUCCGCCAUGUCGCUGGAGUGCUGCAGCAAACUGCUUUAGAAGCGAGGGACGCGUCUAUUGCUGAGCAGCUCGGUGCAUCAGAACUGAAAACCGCGGCUGUUUCCACAGAAGAGCAGCCAAAAGGUAUAGCAACCACUCGAGAGGAAAUAAUCUUAGAAGGGAGAGAGCAGUCACUGUCUGAUCAGGAGAGUGUUUCACAACUGCGAACAGAGGCGUUGGAAUUGUCAGAAGCUCAAAAGGGAAUUGCGGUAGCUGAACAGCAAGUGGCACUCGAAGCCAGAGAGCAGUCUCUUUCUGACAAAGAGAGCGUGUCUCGUUUGAAAGAAGUGGCUGCGCCCGGCGUAGAGCUACGGGAAGGCGCCGUCUCGUCCGAGCAGCCAGUGGCUCUAGAGACAGCAGGACACAUUACGUCAGAAGCAGAGAGUCUCUCGCAGCUGAAAACAGUGGCGAAGUCAGCUCACGAAGUGCAUCACGGAAUCGCAACUACAGACGAACCGACUGUGCUCGAGGCUGCCGGCCAAAGUAUUUCUGAGGAAAGUGGCAUAUCUAAGCUUAAAACGGCCGCAAGUCCUACAACAGAAGCUCAGAAAAUGUUAGCUACAGCACAGCAAGAGACGGUUCUCGAGGCGAGGGACGAGUCGUUUUCCGAAGCUGGAGGUCUAUCUGAGCUGAAAAAGCAAGCUGAAUCUGCCCAGGAAUCGCUGAAACAGGCUGCUGUAGCUACUCAACACGAUGUAAUGGAAACCUUUAAAGAGUCGGCAGUGGGGGAAAGAACGGAGGCUGAACCGGAGACCUUCGCAGUGGCCUCUCAAGAGCCGACGAGAGCCACCGCUGUAGCAGAACAGCAGCUAGUCCUGGAACAGAGAGAAGCAUCACUGUCGGAAGGGCCGAGCAUGAGCCAGCUGAAGACGACUGCCGAGUCACUAAAGGAAGAGCUCAAGGCGGUGGCCGUUGCAGAGCAGCAGGUCAUUCUCGAAGGUAGGGACACGUCGCUGGCAGAUGAGGCCAGCCUGUCGAAGCUCGAGACCCUGGCGAUGCCGGCGUCGGAGCUGGCGAAAGAGACGGCAGUUGCGGAACAGCAGGUGGUGCUAGAGGGCGGGGAAGUGGCCAUGGCCGAGGAGGCGAGCGCGUCCCAGCUGCAGACGCUGGCUCGUCCAGCGGAGGAGCUGCACCGCGCGCUUGCUGCUGUCGUGCUCCAGACGACGCUGGAGGAGGCCGGAGAGGCAGUCCCUGCGGCGCCGCUGCUGGAGGCUCUGGCACAGCCGCUGCGCGAACUCAGGCUGGGGCUGGCCGUCGUCGAGCAGCAGCUCCCGCUGGAGCAGGCGGUCCACCGGCCGGAACCGACACCAGCUGACGCCUUAUUUGCGGUUGCGCGCCCGGUGCACGAUCUGCUGGAGGCGGUGGCGGCGGCAGAGCAGGUGGUGCUGGAAGGCGCUGGCGGCGGCAGUCCUGUGGAGGCGGCGGAGGCGCUGCACGCGCUGGCCGCGCCGGUGCAGCAGCUGCAGCGCGCGCUGGCGGCGGCGGAGGCAGUGGCGCAGGGCGGCCCGCCUCUGGAGGCGGCGCAGCAGCUGCCGCCGCAGCGGCUGGAGGCGCCGCAGCUGGCGCGCGUGCUGACGCAGCUGCAGCGCGACCUGGCCGUCGUCUGCCGCCACGACCACGACCUGCUCGAGACCGCCGCCUCCGACGACGACGACGCCACGCUGCGCACCGCCGACCUGCCCACGCUCGCCUCUUCCGGGGAAGCCUCCGGCGCUAUCGCCGUGGCCGACAGGCUGUCCGUGGCGGAGCUGGAGGCGCGCGCGCAGGAGCUGACGGAGCAGCGGCCGCGGGCCACGGUCACCGAGCACCGCGUCGCCCUCGCAGAGCCGCCGGAGGGGCAGCGGGAAGGCGCCGAAAGCCAGCAGACUGAAACGGGGAGAGUUGGGGGCGAAGAGCAGGUGGACAUUACGCAGAAGGCGGAGGACGAACGAGGUCUAUCAGCCACUGAGUCCUCAACACAGGAAGAAAUUAGAAAAGAAGAGCUUACUGAGGAAGUAAGACGUAAAGAGCUGACUGCAGAAAAAGUUGACAAGGAAUCUGAGAAGGCACUGCUGAAGGAUGAUGCAGCUAAGCAAGAAGAAAAGCCAAAAGUUGUCGCGGAAAAAGCAGGAAAGGAAACAGAAGAAGAUAAAAGUAAAAUUGACGAAACGAAAGACGAAACAGUGCUGAAAUCUAAGAUCAAAACAAAAACUGAAAUAGAGACUGAAACUGAAAUAGAAAAAUUGCAAUCGGAGAAAGAAGGAAAGAAAAUACAAGAACAAGAUCUGAAGAAUAAAGAAAAGAAAACAAAGGGAGAUAAAACUGAAGUUGAGGCAAAAAAAGCUGACGAAGGUAUGGCUGCAGGAAGAACAGAACAAGAAAUUAAGCCUAGAGAACAAGUGACAGAAGCGAAGGAUACAACAGAUGUGGAAGUAGAAGAACUGAAAGGUGACAAAACUAAAGAAAAAGCAAUACAACAGACUACUACUAAGGGAACAAUUGAUGAUCGCGAACUGUCCGAGCAAGUGAAAGACACAGAUAGAAGACAGGACAAAGUCGAAUUUCAGUCAGAGACAUUGCCUGUAAAAGAAGUUGAUGACAAGGAUAAACAAAAAGGGGAUUUGGAAACACCGGAGAAAUCUACCGAAAGAAUGGAUGAAAAUAAAGCAAAAGAAAUUGAUAUAAAGGCGGAAGUGCAACUAAGAGGAAAGGAAGAAAAGAAACCAUUGGAUGAUAUUACAGAAAAAAGAAAAAUUUCUGAAACGUCUGAUGAUACUGGAAAGGAAGAGCUCAAGAGGAAGUCUAGUCCAAAGGGUAAGAAACCGUCACCUAAGAAGAAAGCAGAAGAAUUAAAAACUGAAGUCGGCGGAGAAAUGAAAACAGCGGAGGAGCCAGCUCCUGCAAAUAAAGAAGCUUUGGAGGAUAAAGCCAAAGAAGAACAGAUAAAACCAUUAUGCGACGAGGAAAUGAGAAAGGAGGAAGAACAAAAGAAAAGCGCAUCAAAGUCUGAUAAAUCUGAUGCUAAAACAGAAGACCUGGAGAAGAAGGAAGCCCCAAUGCUUAAGAAACUGUCGCCUAAGAAGAAACAACAAGAAGAAAGUAAAACUAAAGUUGAAACACCGAAGAAAACCGUUGAGGAAUCAGAUGAUAAAGAUAAACGAGGAUUCGAGCAAAAAUUGAAAGAUGAACGUGGAAAGCCGUUAGCUGAUAUUGAAGAAUAUAAGAAAGAGGAAGAUACUAAAAAAAGUGAGCCAACAUCUGAAAGAAAUGAGGAGGCUAAAGCAGAGGAACUCAGAAAGGACACUCCAAGGCUGAAGAAACUCUCACCUAAGAAGAAAAAAGAAGAAGAUAAGAGCGUGCCUAAAGAUGAGGAAAAACAGAAAACUGCAGAAGAUUCUGAUCUUAAGAAUAAAGCAGAGUUAGACCAGAUAUCAGAGGUAACAAAAUCUCUUGACGAUAUUGCAGAAAAGCAAAAAGAAGAAGACAAGAAGAAAAGUGAUCUCAAACCUGAAAAGGCUCAGGAAGACGCAACAGAAGAAAUCAAGAGGAAGGAAAGUCCAAGACAUAAGAAGUUGUCACCAAAAAAGAAAAAAGAAGGAGAGAAAAGUAUCUCUAAAGAUGAGGAAGAACGGAAAACUACAGAACAAGCUGACGUGAUAAACAGAGGGGAGGUUGAUGAGAAAUCGAAGGAAAUAAUUAAAUCUCUUGAUGAUAGCGCAGAAAAGCAGAAAGAAGAAGAGAAGAAGAAAAGCGAUGUGAAAUCAGAAAAGGAUCAGGAAGCUUCAACAGAAGAACUCAAGAGGAAGGAAAGCCCAAGACUUAAGAAGCUAUCACCAAAAAAGAAAAAAGAAGAAGAGAAAAGUAAAGCAAAGGAAGAAGAAAAUCUCAAGGAAAGUAAAAUAGACAAGAAACUAGAAGACCAGAAAGAGAUACAAGAUACAAAAAGUGAAACGGUUAAGAGAGCAGAAGAUGCAGAAGUAAUUGCGAAAAAGAAAGAAGAUACUAAAGAUGGAAAAACACAGAAAGAUGAUAAAGUAGAAGAGAAGAGACAUACAGAAGUUGUAACUACGGACAUAAGCGUUGAGCAGCAGAAAAAGGAGGAAACCGAACAGGUGCAAUCGAAACAUCGUGAUGAACAAGCAAAGAAAACCGACGAACAGGAAGGUGAAAAAGUUUAUCGUAAGGAAGUCUCAGAAAGUAAAAAACAAGAGCAAGACUUGAAGAAAGAAGUUCCAGGUGAAGCAACAAUAGAAGAAGUGCAAUCAAGUCAAACAGAGAUACCGAAACAAGCAGCAGAGAAACUGAAGGACGAUGGCAAACAGAAACAAGAUGAAAAAGAAAUUGACGAAGUUGGUAAUCGGAAGGGCACUAAAAAAGACGAAGCAAAAUCAAAGAAGAGAAAAGAGUCCCUGUCAGAAACAGUAGUGAAGAAAGAAAAAGAAAAGACUGAAGAUAAAUUAGAAGACCAUAAGGCAGUAAUUACAAAAGAUGGAGAAGUAAUGGAAGAACAUGCAGAUGUAAAGCUCAAGGAAAAGAAAGAAGUAGAAGAUGAGGCGCAGAAGUUGAAAAAAGAAGAAACUGACAAACUCAAAGGCAAGGAUUCUAAGGUGAAGUCAAAGGAGAAGGAAAAUGACCUAAAGAAGGAAAAAGAAGAAGAGAAGAAAGAGCAAACAACCGAACCUGACAAGCAUGAAGAUUCAAUUACAAUUUCAAAAUCGAAACAGGCCGCAGAGCAAAAACAAGAUGCUAUAGAUGGAACAACGGAAAAGAAGAGUAUUAAGCAAAAGCAAGACGUCGUCCAAAAAGAUAUGGGAAAGGAAGAAGAGGACAGUAAAGAGAAGCCUGCAGAAAGGAAACAAGAAGAAAAGAAAAGUAGCGAGCAAAGAGAGACUGAAGAGAAGGAAAAGGUCCCACAGGUUAAGAAACGCGGUAGCAAAAAGAAAGAGGUGUCUGAAUCAAAGGAAAUAGCAGACAGUCAGAAAACAGCUAAAUUAGAGGCGAAAAAAAAUAGUGGAGAAUCUGAAGGAAAACCAGGCGAACGUGAACCGGGAGUAGAAGAAGCGAAAAAGAAAAAAGAGGAUGCGAAACGAGAAAGUAAAGUGGCCGAAACUUUCGUGUCUAAAGGUACCGGGGAGGAAAGUGGAAAGGUUGAUGGUGAAGAAAGAACGAAGAAACGGGAAAGAGAAACUAGCGAAAAAUUAGUUGAUGAUAAAGCAACUGAAAAGAAGUCUGAGAUCAAAGAACAGGUAGCAAAACUGUCAGGGAGGGAAGUUAAAGAGGUAAAGGAAGUAAGUGGUAAGGAAAGGAAGGACACAAGUGAAACUGAAAAUGAAGGUAAGGUAAGAAAAAGAAGAUCAGUUAAAGGUAAGGUGGAGAGGAAAGAUGAAGAAGAGCCAGUGAGCGACACUGGUAUCACAAAGGGAGAGGACUCAGUGGCAGACAGCAAGUCGUACUCAACCGAAAAAAUGAGCGACAGGGUGUUGGCGAGAAAAGAGGGUGUUGCCGACGAAUCCGACGUCUCCUCUAGGAGGAGAGAGGUUGCGGCGGACAGGGCCCGUUCUGAAGAAGUCGAGGAUUCGGACACGCUUAGCGGGCCCGGGGCAACCCUGCUCCCGGAAGACUCUGACAUCUCCCUGGAGGAGCCGUCCUCACGCUGGCAGCGCCGACGUCCCUGGAGAACCGAAGAUCGGUCCAGGUCCUCCGACAGCAGCGCCACCAUCACCUCCAGCAGCGGUCGCCGCCCCAGGCUCGACAUGCUGAGCAGCUCGGCGAGCAAGCCGCAGUUCGUGACGCGGCUGCGCGAGCGCUCUGCGGCGGCGGGCUCGCGGCUGCGGCUGGUGUGCUGCGCGCUGGGCUCGCCGGCGCCCGCCUUCCGCUGGCUCAAGGACGGCCGCGAGCUGCCGGCGGGCGAGCGCCGCCGCUACCGCACCGCCUGCGACCACUCCGGCCUCGCCACCCUCGAGAUCUUCAGCGCCGCGCCCGAGGACGCGGGCACCUACUCGUGCGAGGCGUCCAACGAGGCCGGCUGGGCCUCCACCAGCGCCGAGCUGCGAGUCACCGACCACCUGCAGCCGACGCCCGCGCCGCCCACCUUCACCAGGGCCAUCCGCGACUCGUACCGCUCCAGCGAGGACGAGCUGGUGCUGGAGUGCCGGGUUCGCGGCUCGCCCGCCCCCGCCGUCAGCUGGCUCAAGGACGGCCGGCCGCUGCCGCUGGCGGGGUCGGGCGCCGCCGACGCGGACGUCGACGGCCGCUUCUCCGCCAGCGAGCUGGCCGACGGCGUGUGCCGGCUGGUGGUGCGCGCGCCCUCCGCCCACGCCGACAGCGGCGUCUACACCUGCGUCGCCCGCAACGAGCUCGCCGAGGAGCGCGUCUCCGCCAACGUCGCCUUCCCAGGUCGUGACCAGUGGCCGGAGGGACCUGCAGACUUCCGAAGACCUUAUUUUACUAGUGCGCUAUCCGACCACUACGUCUCCAGCGGCGCCACCAUCGCACUACAGGUCCAGAUCGCUGGCUCGCCGCAGCCGGCGGUGUCGUGGACGCUGGACGGGCACCCGCUGCGGCCGCCGCUGGCGCGCAGCUGGGAGGAGUCGGGCGUGCACACGCUGCUGCUGAGCGGCGCCGCGACGCCCCGCGACGCCGGCGUCUACCGCUGCCGCGCGCACAACGCCUGGGGCGUCGCCGAGUCGGCGGCGCGCGUCAUGGUGGCGGAGGCGGCGCGCGGCGUGCGGCCGGCGCUCUUCAUCACCCGGCCGGACUCCGACGUGAGCGCCGCCGUCGGCGAGGACGUCAGCGUCUCCUUCCGCGUCACCGGCGAGCCCAGGCCGCAAGUGACGUGGUCGCACGGUCUGCGCGACGUCACGCACAGCGCUCGCACCCUCAAGGAGACGAGCGACGACUACGUCCGCCUGACGCUGAAGCGCGCGCGGCCCUGCGACGCCGGCACGUACUGCGUGCUGGCGCGCAACGUCUACGGCUGCGACCGCGCCUUCUUCACGCUCAAGGUGCGACAGAGAGCCCGUUCUUUGACACCAGGAGCAGAGUCACGUUUGCGAGACACCACCGAAGAGAUCCUCAGGGACAUCAGGGAUUCUGAGGAGAGAGAAAGGCGGAAAGAUGUGCCGGUGGCGAUCUCGGCGGAGCCGGUGGUGUCUGACCAGGGCCGCAACUGGCUGACGCUGACAUGGCCCAAGGGCGAGGCGCGCGGCGGCGUCCCAGUGCUGGCCUACCGAGUGGAGGCGUGGCAGCUGGGAGGCGACGCCGCCGGCUGGACAGAGCUGGGCGUCUCGCCGAUCAACAGCUACGACGCGUUCAACCUGAAGCCCGGCGCCGAGUACAGGUUCCGCGUGACGCCGCGCAACCGCUACGGCUGGGGUGAGUCGGUGGCCACCAGCUCCCCCGUCACCGUGGGCCGGCCGCGGGAGCUGCCAGAGUUCGUCGCCAUCCUGCCGGGCCAGCUGAAGGCGCUCGCCGGCUCCGACAUCACGCUGGAGUGCCAGGUGCGGGGAGAGCCGGCGCCCGAGGUACGCUGGUACCGCGACGGCGGCGAGCUGGAGGAGGACCCGCCGCGGCUGACGCUCCAGCAGGAGGGCGGCCGCUGCCGGCUGGUGCUGCGCGCCGCCGCGGAGGCGGACGCCGGCCGCUACAUGUGCGACGCCGCCAACAGCGUCGGCCGCGUCUCCACGUUCGCCCGCCUGCAGGUCGUUCACGACCCCAGCCUGCUCGAGGCCGACUCCAAGCUCAAGAGGGAGGCGGCGGAGGCGGGCGAGGGCGUGGAGGCGGCGCCGCAGUUCACGAUGCGGCUGCGCGACCGGCGUGUGCAGGUGACCUACCCGGUGCGGAUGACCUGCCAGGUGGCCGGCUGGCCCGCCCCCACCGUCACCUGGACCAAGGACGGCGCCGACGUCACGGCCGACGACCGUCGCUCCAUGACGAGCGACGAGGCCAGCUUCCACACGCUGGAGCUGUCGCACGCGGCGCUGGAGGACUCUGGCGAGUACUGCGCGACGGCGCGCAACGCGCACGGCGCCGUCUCCUGCCGCGCCACGCUCGUCGUCGACAAGGGCAUCCGCGCCUACGUCGCGCCCGACUUCGUCUUCGAGCUGGAGCCCGCAGCCGCCGCCGUCCCCGAGGGCGGAGAGCUGCGCCUGCGCGCGCAGGUCGAGGCCUACCCCGCCGUCGGCGUCAUGUGGCACCGCGACGGGGUGCGCCUGCGGCCGAGCCGGCGCGCCGUCAUGACGCUGGACCACGACGGCGCCGUGCAGCUGUCGCUGGGCGGCGUGACGCGCCGCGACGCCGGCGUCUACACGUGCACCGCCACCAACGCCGUGGGCCGCGCAGAGACCAGCGCCACCGUCACCGUGCUGCCCGCCGACGCCGACGCCGCCCCCGCCACCGACGACGACGCCACCACCGACUCCGUGCAGCGGACGCCGCAGCUGCUCACGCCGGACGUACCGUACUCCCAGGAGCCGAUGUUCCUGACGAAGCCGCGCUCGACCGAGGCCCGCGAGGGCGACACCGUAGUCAUCCAGUGCGAGGUGGUGGGCGACCCCAAGCCCGACGUCUUCUGGCUGCGAGACUUCCUCAAGCCCGACUACUACCGAGACGCGGCGCACUUCCGCCGCCAGGGUGACGGCCCGUGCUACCAGCUGGAGAUCCCGCACGCCAAGCUAGACUUCACCGGCGCCUACUCCGUCGUCGCCCGCAACUGCCAUGGGGAGGCCAAGGCCGUGAUCUCGCUGCAGAUCUACGCCAAAGGCCAGGGCAAGGAGGACGGCAUGGAGCCGAGCAGCGUCACGUACGGCCGCGUGCAGACGCUGCCGUGCGUGCGGCGCGCGCUCGCCGACCGCCGCUGCUGCGACGGCGACGCCGUGACGCUGGAGUGCCGCGUGUCCGCCACGCCGCUGCCCGACGUCCGCUGGGAGAAGGACGGCCGGCUGAUCCCGCUGGGCGGCGACUUCGUGGCGGAGGUGGAGGGCGAGACGGCGCGGCUGAGCAUCGCGCACGUCUUCCCCGAGGACGAGGGCCAGUAUACGUGUGUCGCCUCCAACGCGCUCGGCUCCGCGCGGACCUCCGCGUGUCUGCUCGUCGACGUGCCGGAGGAGAAGGAGACGCUGCUGUCGAGGCAGCUGUCGCGGCCGCCGGCGCUGCUGUCCGCGGGUUCGACUCCCCGCUCCACGCCCAGGACCACGCCCACCAGGAGCCAGUCGCCGACCGUCUCACGCAGCGCGCGCGACGCCACGACGCCGGAGCGGCGGCCGGCGACGCCGUCGGGCCGGCGGGCGCGCGCCGCGGCGCCGCCGCGCUUCUACGCCGUGCCGCACAACCGCGUGGCCGAGGAGGGCGAGACGGUGCGGCUGCAGUGCGCGUGCGCCGGCCACCCGCAGCCCUGGACCACGUGGCACAAGGACGGCCGCGAGCUGGCCCACUCGGCGCGCGUGCGCGUCUCCGAGCGCGACGACCUGCGCCUGCUGGAGAUCCGCGAGGUGACGCGCGAGGACGCCGGCCUCUACCGCGUCACGCUGGAGAACGCGCUCGGCCGCGUCCAGGCCUCGGCGCGCAUCGACGUCAUCGAGCGCCGCGGCCGCAGCAGCACGGGCGUGCGCGCGUGGAGCGCGUCGCCGCGCACGUCGCCCACACCGGGCCGCCGCCUGGGUCCGGCGCCGCAGCUUUUAUAG
Schistocerca serialis cubense is the source of this 19385-nucleotide messenger RNA. RefSeq names its product muscle M-line assembly protein unc-89-like. Bases 33 to 19385 code for a protein of 6450 amino acids. The transcript has 47 exons. Gene Ontology annotation, molecular function: protein binding. Lineage: Eukaryota; Metazoa; Arthropoda; Insecta; Orthoptera; Acrididae. The record is from RefSeq and is a predicted model, not a curated record.